Racocetra fulgida is the source of this 606-nucleotide messenger RNA. The record is from the annotation of a GenBank genome assembly. Lineage: Eukaryota; Fungi; Glomeromycota; Glomeromycetes; Diversisporales; Gigasporaceae.
GUGCAGUUUGGCCAAUUCGUCUCCGUGGCUGCCAAACCAUUUUUGUAACUGCAAAAUAUACUUGGAGUAUCUUAAAUUUUCAUGAAGCCUGGAUAAACAAAUACAAAAACAACGAUCCAAGAAAACUUCAAUUUCAAAAAGCAAAUGAUGCACUAGUUAGAAUUCUGCGUUCUAUCGUCGAUAACUGUAGAGAUAAAAAGAAAGUUGAGAAAGCAAGAUCUAUUUUGAAUACCAAGGUUAAACGUAGCGUUGAUGUAGAUAAUUUGUGGCUUAACCUUAACAAUAAAAGAGAACCAUCGAUAAAUAAUGAAAAUGACCAAUUGCCGGAGGAUUAUUGUUCACUUUUUAAUGAUGGUAAUGAAGAAGAACUAAGUCAUUUGAUAGAUGAUAAUGUCUUGAAUGAAGAAACGAAUCUCCCUAAAUUUAAUGAAAUAAAUUUGGAACUUGAGAAGUCUUUAGCGACAAAUGAAGCACGUAAUGAAUCAAAUAAUCCUUUUCAAAGAGCUAAAAUUGGUCAUAAAGCAGACAUGAAAGGAACGUUAAAAAAUACUUCAUGUAAAUUAGAAGCUUUAUAUGGAGAAGUAUCUGGAGGAUUAGGGCCUUUUG